AUGUUCGGAUGGGGCCCCGGCCUAGCCUUGCCCUCGGCCAGUUCUGAGCCUGAGAAGGAACGCAAUCCCCCUUCGAAUCCCACUCCGCUAGACUUCCCCGAGUACAAUCUCCCCGAGGUGGUCCCCAAUGAAGCCGACUCCGCCCUGCCGCACUUGUAUGGCAUGUUGGCGGGGAUCAAGCGACCGCAAGACAUCACGCUGGACCGCUUCAAACCGCUGAACGUCCAGGUAGAAACCAACGUGGAGGUCCAUCGCAUGUUCCCAACAGAUCAGACCCGCUCACUCCCUCCAUUGCCGUGGGAACUAGGAUCAGACAGCCAAAACACAUCCUCCAACAAAGAAUCCGAAGAUGAAGAGGAGGCCACACAUCCGACCAUGAGCAAUGGCUCCCCUUAUCCUCCCAAGGAACGUUACGAGACUCUGCGAAGGGAGUUGGCAUUGGACAAUGAGGAUACUUUCCGGGAAGUGGCCCGGUUACCGCCCCGUGAAGGUCGUUCCCGGGUGCGAGUCACUCAAACGAGGAAAUUUUGGACGGGAUUGGAGCAUGUGGCACAAUACUGGGACACGAGCUUGGAUAACUACUAUGAGCGCCCGGUGACACCCCCGUCGACGGCAGCGGGGUACGAGUUCAUGGAUCCGCUCGACGAUUUGGCGGACUUGGGCGAGCCUGGUCCGACCGAGCCUGCCAUGGACGUGGAUCAGGACGCUGACGGUGAUCACACUUCUUCCGACCCUGAGCAGGCCUCUCAUCCGUCGGUGAAGAAGUACACAGGUCGACGCGUCGGGGCGGGCAGUGAGAUGCCCGAUGAGAUGCGAGAUGAGACGAUCCGUGGAUUCGUCGAGAUGAUUGCCUGGCCGUUCGGCUGUCAGGUCACUGCUCCUACGCUGCCACCCCGUCUCACCAUUCAGAAUUUGCUGUUUCCCGUCCGUCAGUCCUUCUACGCGGCCCGGUCCCCGCGGGAUCGCACCGUUGCGCGUAGUGGAAUCCUUGAAGGGCCGGUCUUGAUCGGUCAAUGCCGAUCAGAGACCGCCUUCCGAGCACCGGGUGAAGCACCAGGAUCCGGACGAGGCGAGUUGUGCGACCUGUUCCGGGAGGUGGGUGGGAUGCUGCUCGCCGCUCAGGAACGUGCGCGUGAGGGGGAACUGGAGCAGCGCCCAGGUGAGGGCAAAUGGUGGACAACGAUACCACGUUUCGGUGGAGCGCCCAAUGGCGGGAUCCUGGACGACCUCGUCAGAAGUGCACAUGGUCUGCCACUGUCCGAUUCUAUCCUUGAGGAACAUGCGACGAAGCCUUCCUCGCCCAUGGAGGAACUAGAAGGCUCACGCAAGCGACACAAAUUUGAACACCCGUUCAUGACCUCUCUUGCUCGUCGCCCCAGUGCCAUGCGCAAGAUGUCAAGCUCCGAGAAGUGGAAGAUUCUCCAACCUGGGCCCAGUCUGUGGGAUAGACGAAUGCGCUAUAUGCGUAUUGGUAAAGCCAGAGAAAGCCUAUACGACGAUAUUUACAUGAUCUCCGCUAUUAACCAUCACAUCUCCAUCCUCCAUCUUCGAGUUCAUCAACGCUAUCUCGACAUUCUCACCAACGGUACCAGCAAUAUUCCUGCCGAUUCAGAUCCAGAUCAGCCCUGGCACGUCCUCAAGUUACAACGGACCAGAUGGUACGAUCUUCUCAACGGCCCUGAUCGCGUGGAAGCACUCCAGAGUGUCUGGACUUUGUUCCACUACCAACUCCGGCCUACUUGA
This is a messenger RNA of Penicillium diatomitis, 1743 nucleotides long. RefSeq lists its product as uncharacterized. The record is from RefSeq and is a predicted model, not a curated record. The transcript has 3 exons. Lineage: Eukaryota; Fungi; Ascomycota; Eurotiomycetes; Eurotiales; Aspergillaceae. The coding region runs from base 1 to 1743 and encodes 580 amino acids.